Asparagus officinalis (garden asparagus) is the source of this 1270-nucleotide messenger RNA. Its product is annotated as GDSL esterase/lipase EXL3-like. NCBI's taxonomy places the organism in Eukaryota, Viridiplantae, Streptophyta, Magnoliopsida, Asparagales, Asparagaceae. The transcript has 5 exons. The record is from RefSeq and is a predicted model, not a curated record. Gene Ontology annotation, molecular function: lipase activity. Gene Ontology annotation, biological process: lipid metabolic process. The coding region runs from base 53 to 1123 and encodes 356 amino acids.
ACUCAACGACAACUUAUUGUUUGCAGCGAAUAAUUUGUUCCUUAGUUUCGGCAUGCAUUUCUCGCCGAUGCGGGCGUCGCUUGUUUCCGUUCUCGGUUGUGUUUGUUUCGUCUCGGUUUGUGCGGGCGGGAACGGAACGAGCAGCAAGUACCCUGCGCUGUUCGCUUUCGGCGACUCCAUUUUGGACACGGGCAAUAAUAAUUUGCUGCCUACCAUCGCCAAGUGCAAUUUUCCGCCUUACGGCAAGGAUCUUAUCGGUCAUGAGCCAACCGGCAGGUUCAGCAACGGAAAGGUCCCUUCGGACUUCGUAGCUUCAAAGCUAGGCAUAAAGGAAUUAUUACCAGCUUUUCUCAACCCAAAUUUAAGCAAUGAAGACAUUCUCACGGGCGUCUCUUUCGCUUCUGGUUCGUCGGGCUAUGAUCGUCUCACCUCUGAAUUACUGUCGGUGAUAUCGAUCCAACACCAAUUAGAGCUGUUCAAGGACUACAAGCAGAAGCUAGAGGCAGUGACAGAGCCGGAGAGAGCAGAAAUGAUCAUCAGAGAGAGCCUGUACUUUGUUUGUUCAGGGAGCAAUGACUAUGCAAACAACUAUUUUGGCGGAACCUUGAGAAGUGCUGAAUAUGAUAUUCCUUCAUACACCAGUUUCCUAGUUGAUUCAGCUUCAAGCUUUAUUCAGGACCUGUACAGUUUGGGUGCACGCAAAAUUCUCGUUGCUGGGCUUCCUCCUCUUGGGUGUGUACCAAACCUGAGAACUCGUGCAGGAGGAGAGCAAAGAGACUGUGUAUCUUUAUAUAACCAAGUUUCAGAAGAUUAUAAUCUCAAACUAUCUACAAUAUCGCAAAUUCUUCAGAAAAAGCUCGCAGGCUCGAAUAUUGUUUAUGCAGAUAUAUAUCACCCUUUGCUUGACCUUAUUCAAUACCCAUCAAAAUACGGGUUUGAGGAAUCAAAGAAUGGCUGUUGUGGCACUGGAGAGUUCGAACUUGGGCCGUUGUGCAAUAGAAAAACAGUUUUGUGUCCUGACGAUUCAAAGCUUGUAUUUUGGGAUAGUUUCCAUCCUACAGAGAAGGCAUAUGGGGUUCUAGUGGACGGGAUCCUGCAAGAAGCCCUGGGGAAGUUUUCAUGAAUAAAACAUUUUUAUGUCGUAUUAUUUGUUGGUGCAAUAUUUAUUCAUAGUAAUAGUAUAUUCUGUUGCUCCUACUUCUGAAGAUUGUUCAAUGGAUCAAGAUACUACAGUGUAAGCACUAUGUAUUAUGUUUUAGCUUUUGUAAUA